AUGGCUGUGUCGAGUUCUAGCUCCUUACAAUUCAAGGUCCUGCCUGCAACAGAGGAAGAUUGUGCCGCGAUGGCGAUGGUCGAAACUGUUUCGAAUUGUGCGGCGAGCAAAGUCAAGCCGGAGCACAAUCUUGCCUGUGUGUUGUUCGGACCCCCUGGCGAUACGUCGGUUCGUACAAAGGACUUUAUCGACAAACUGCAAAAUGACAAAACGGCGCGAAUGUGGAAGGCAGUAACUACUGAUCCUGAGGGCCAGGAGAAAGUUGUUGCUCUCUCACUCUGGCAUUUUUACCUUGAGGCAGUGCCUAUUGAAGACUGGAAGGAUAUUGAGUGGCCGGCUUCCGCAAACUCGGACGGCUGCAACAAGUUUUUCCGCGACGUCGUAGCCAUGAGAAAGAAGCAUAUGACGGAAAGACGGUUUGGGUUCCUACAAGUCCUGGCGACGCUGCCAGAAUAUCGCGGCUAUGGAAUCGGGUCAGCCCUUCUCAAGGAAGGCCUUGACGAAGGAAUGAAUAGCGGGCUUACUGAUUUCUGGCUCGAGGCAUCGAAUGACGGUCAUGAUCUGUACGAGAAAUUUGGAUUUCAAGAUGUCGAACCGAUUCCAGUUGAUUUAGCGAAGUAUGGUGGGGAGGGGAUGGCUCGCCUAAGGGCCAUGAGGAGAUUGCCUAAUUGA
Penicillium canariense is the source of this 672-nucleotide messenger RNA. RefSeq names its product GNAT family N-acetyltransferase. Gene Ontology annotation, molecular function: acyltransferase activity, transferring groups other than amino-acyl groups. The transcript is spliced from 2 exons. Bases 1 to 672 code for a protein of 223 amino acids. Lineage: Eukaryota; Fungi; Ascomycota; Eurotiomycetes; Eurotiales; Aspergillaceae. The record is from RefSeq and is a predicted model, not a curated record.